Molecule: messenger RNA, 531 nt
Organism: Caenorhabditis remanei
Lineage: Eukaryota; Metazoa; Nematoda; Chromadorea; Rhabditida; Rhabditidae
Exons: 3
Coding region: 1-531 (176 amino acids)
Source: RefSeq, a predicted model, not a curated record
AUGAAGCAACUCGCUAUCUCCUUCUGCAUCAUCCUCCCCCUUGCCUGCUUCUGGGUUCUUAACGCAGAAGACGCACAACAAGCCCCAGAACUCCGUGACGCCAACACCACAGUCUUCCGUCAGAAGAGACAGUUCGGAUGUCCAUCAAACUGCUAUUCUUCCUGCAGUUCCUCCUCCCAAUGCCAAAGAUAUUCCGUCUCAGCUGUCUGUGUUCAAGGAUGCUGUUGCCCAGGAAACAACAAUCUUGAUACCGCCUGCUCCGGAGGACCAGCCGUCGCCGCUUGCCUCGGAGGACUCUGCGGACAAGGAUUCUUCUGCUCGAGCAACAACUACUGCUGCAGAUGUCAAUCUGGAAACAGCACUGGACCAUGUGUGAACCAAGUCUGCCCAACUGGAUUCAUGUGUAACACCAACAACUACUGUUGCCCACUCGGAUCAGGAGGAGUUCUCGGAUCAUGCGUCAACGGAGUCUGCCCAACUGGAUACACCUGUGGAGCUGGAAACUUGUGCUAUUUGAGCAGCGGAAAGUAA